Molecule: messenger RNA, 1151 nt
Organism: Camellia sinensis
Lineage: Eukaryota; Viridiplantae; Streptophyta; Magnoliopsida; Ericales; Theaceae
Source: RefSeq, a predicted model, not a curated record
AUCAAUAAUACAUAAUUCAUUCUCUCCAUUUCUCUAUACAACAAAUUCAACUUGGUAUCAGAGCAGGUUUAGCACCUAGUAUUUUUCGCUUCACCGGCGGGCGGCAACCUCACCUUAGCCGUCCGCCGGACCUCAACCUAGUCCGCUAAGAUUUUUUUUUACACAUACCUCCCAUCCGCUGCCACAAAUUCCAUAACUGAACUCUUGUCUCUCUCUUCUACACCAUUCACACAACAUAAAAGCAACACUGCACAUCGCACAUUCCGCCAUCAGUUUUUCAUCCUAUUAACAUUAAUAGCAGAGAGAGAGAGAGGUACAUCACCAAUUCCAGAGGAAUGAAGCUGUUCACACAGUCGUGGACCCCACUCCCGCCGACGAAGAUCAUCGGAAUAGUCGCCGUCGUCCACGGCUUCACCGGCGAGUCGAGCUGGCUCAUUAAGCUCUCUCUCGAAAGAGAGAAGAAAAGGAUGAUGGCGAUGAUGAUCAUGGGGGAGGUGAAUCAGCAAAGGAUCAAAACAAAUGGAAUAUGGAUGAACAUAGCAGAGAAAGGGACAGGACCACUGGUUCUGCUUCUUCAUGGGUUCCCAGAAUUCUGGUUUGGAUGGAGACACCAGAUCACUGACUUGGCUAAAAAGGGGUAUCACGUGGUGGCACCUGAUUUGAGAGGCUAUGGUGAUUCUAAUUCUCCUCUCAGCCCUUCUUCCUACUCUGUUUUCCACAUAGUCGCUGACCUCAUUGGCCUUCUUGAUCACUUUGGUCAACAACAGGCAUUUGUAGUGGGUAGUGACUGGGGAGCCAUAGCUGGAUGGUACCUCAGCCUGUUGAGGCCUGACAGAGUGAAGUCACUGUUCCAGGAGGCAGGGAGAGCAGAGAAGGCAUUUGCAAGAUAUGAUUAUGUGACAGUGAUGAAGAAGUUGAUUCUGAUAAACAAGACUGAUCUGCUGAUAGCUCCACAGGGGAUGGAGAUCAUUGAUUACCUUGAGACACCUUGUUAUUGUCCCAAAUGGAUAACAGAGGAAGAACUGGAAGUUUUUGCUGACAAAUUCCAAGAGUCUGGUUUCACUGGACCUCUCAACUACUACCGUGCCAUUGGGCUCGAUAUAUAUAUCUACAUCAAUAAACUUGAAUAUGGAGAGAUAAUAGAGACAUAA